AUGUCUCCUCCCUCACUGCCUUCCAUUCCUCCCCGAGCCGCCUUGUCGAGUCGCCUCCUUGCCUCUGCACCCCUCUCCCCCUCCUCUGCUACCUCCGCACCAGCGUCCUCCAUACCUGCCGAUGCCCUCGCAGCAUUAGGAGAUCAUUCAAGAAGCCGGACAAACCCGUUUGGAUCGCACGUGGUUCUUCCCGGUUCCAGCAACAGGAGUGUGGCUGGGUUGCUGGUGGAAGAGGAGGUGAUUGGUGUGGCUGCAGCAGGUAUUGUGGCCGAUGCUGCUGCGAUCGCGGGCAGAGAAGCAGGGGCAGCAGGAGGAGCAGCAGGAGGAGGGGGAGCAGCAGCAGGACCGGGGACACACGCUAUGGAGUUGAUUAAUCCUAGCGCGGAGUUCUGGGCUGCUGGGUAUGGGAUGGCUGAUUCAGAUGAGCAGCGGUGCGGCAAGAGGAGCCGUAUGCACACUCCUGAGCCUCAGGGGGCGGGUGAGGGGAGUUUCGGAACCUCUGAAAGGCGGUAUUCGCAAGAGGCAGGAGAGGAGAAGGAUGAUUCUGGAAGGGAGGAUGGUAGCGGGGAGGAAGGUGGAAGGGAGAAUGUUGAUGAGGAUAUUAACCUCUCUGCUGCUUUUAUGCACAACCUGAAUCUGCAGCAGGGGCAGCAGCAGGGGCAGCAGGAGGGGCAGCAAGAGGGACAGCAAGAGGGGGAACAGCAGCAUAUGCAGCAGCAGGAGCAGUCGGAGCAGCAGCAGCAGCGGCUGCAGCAGCAGAAUCAGCAGCAGCAGAGGAGGCAGGGAGUGAAUCUGGAGAGGUGGAGCAGCGCCGUGCUUCCAAGCGUGGGGAUUGAUGCCAGCAGCGCAUGGCUGACCAGUGAGGAGCCGCCACGUGUCCCAACUGAGGCCAGGAUUCAUCUCGAGGAGGUUUGGGCGUCUUGGGAGCAGCAGCAGCAGCAGCAGCAGCAGCAGCAGCAGGAGGGAUGGCCGCUACAGGGAACAGCCAGGAAAGCACGGAGAGAGAGGGAGGAGCGAGAGGAGAGGGAUAUGGAAGAGAUCGAGGAGUGGGAGGAUCGGCAGAAGCAGCAGGAGCUGGUAAAGCAGGUGAAGCAGGAGCAACAGGAGGAGCAGGAGGAGAAGGGGGCUCAUGCAAUGCAGGAUGGAGCGAGCUUUCCUAGUGUGCACGUCCCACAAGCAGCAGACCCGAUCUCCACGCAGCUAGGGAGCCUUCUCAACGACUUCAUGCCUAUCCCAGACGUCCCUCACGCUCCCUCUGCCCCGACCUGCUCACCCCAGCCCCCCUCGCUUGCUGCGUCUGCCUUCCAGCCUUCCCACUGGCUUGAGAUUCCUGUUCCCAGCGGCGCCUCUCCCUUAAACCCGAUUAGUCCAGGCCCUUUUGCAGCAGCUGCUGCUGCUGCUGUUGAGGCUGCUGCUGCUGCUGCUGCUGCUGCUGCUGCUGGUACUGCUGCUGGGGGAAUCGCAAGUGUACACCCUGGGACGGAGGGUUCUUCCCAUGGGUACCCUACAGAUAUGAUCGGAGCCCUUGCCCUCGCUCGUGUCCACUCUGCUGCCUUCUCUGCUGCUGGUGGUGGUGCUGCUGCUGGGGGAAUUGCAACUCUACCCCACGGACUGGAGGGAUCCCCCCCCAAAUACCCUAUAAACGCGAGUGGAUUGCUCUCCCUCGCUCGCGCCCAUUCUGCCGCCUUAUCGACUGCUUUCUCCUCUGCUGCCUCUGCAGCCACACCUAACACUCCAUUCCACGCUCCAAGGGCGCUUCCCACCUCUUCAGCAGCAGGAGUGGGAGCCGUGGCUGCAGGCACCCCCUCUGUUGGUUUCUCUAGGGCACGUGCUUAUAACGAGCGCGAUCGUGACGAAUUCGCUGCAGGAGGCGGCAUGGAGGAAGCCGAAAGCAGGCGGCUGGCUUCUGGGCAGUCCAUGGAAGACCUGGUUACCAUGUUACCCAUGUUACCAGCGCUCCCAGGGGGUUACGCAAACUUGCUCCCGGAUGUGGGAUCUGCAGCGGAGGACCCAGAGGUGGUUGACUUGGCCCGUGUGAUUCUCAGGCAGAUUGAGCAGCAUCAGAGGAACACAGCGGGAGGAAGAGGAGGAGGAAGAGGAGGAGGCAGAGGAGCGGCAGGAGCAGGAGCAGGAGGAGGAGGAGGAAGGGGGAAUUCUGGGCAAGGCGGCUCAGGAAACGGCAUGGGGAGAGGAGCGGGUGGUGAGUCGGACGUACCGAGGAGGGAGCAGCAGAUGGGUCACCCAUCAGGGCAGGACCAGGGAGGGCAUGGUCACGGGAAUGCGGGGAGCGGCAGCAGUCCUCCGAGGGACCUUUCCUCACGGAUUGCAGUGGCUGCUGCUCUGGCUAUAGCAAUGCUGGGAGCGGUGGGAGGGGAGUGUGGCAACCCGCAGCACCAUGACGUGUUUGCGCUGUUGGGAGGAGGGGAUACUGUCAGCAUUAGUGACUUUAUGGGAGAUGGGGAUGGGGUUGGCAAGUGA
Closterium sp. Naga37s-1 is the source of this 2478-nucleotide messenger RNA. NCBI's taxonomy places the organism in Eukaryota, Viridiplantae, Streptophyta, Zygnematophyceae, Desmidiales, Closteriaceae. The record is from the annotation of a GenBank genome assembly.